This is a messenger RNA of Spea bombifrons (plains spadefoot toad), 936 nucleotides long. RefSeq names its product olfactory receptor 49-like. The transcript has a single exon. Gene Ontology annotation, biological process: G protein-coupled receptor signaling pathway. The record is from RefSeq and is a predicted model, not a curated record. The coding region runs from base 1 to 936 and encodes 311 amino acids. Gene Ontology annotation, cellular component: membrane. Gene Ontology annotation, molecular function: olfactory receptor activity; G protein-coupled receptor activity. Lineage: Eukaryota; Metazoa; Chordata; Amphibia; Anura; Pelobatidae.
AUGAUGGAAUAUGCGAACAGGACCACGGUGAAAGAAUUUAUUCUUCUGGCUUUUUCUGACUUCUACCAGUUCCAGAUUGUGCUUUUCUUUACAAUCCUUUUGAUGUAUAUUAUAUGCAUCACCGGGAACCUUGCCAUUAUUGUCUUAAUCAAGAUGGAGCCCUCCUUCAAUACACCAAUGUAUUUCUUUAUAAGCAUGUUUGCGGCCCUUGAAAUCUCCUUUGUGUCCGUCACUAUCCCAAAACUUUUAGUUAACCUCAUCGUAAACGAUAAAGCCAUAUCGUUCGUUGGCUGCUUUGUACAAUUGUACGCCUUUAAUGCGUUAGGCGUAACCGAAUGCUAUCUACUAGCAGUUAUGGCCUUAGAUCGAGACUUGGCCAUCAACAACCCAUUACGCUACAGAGCUAUUAUGAGCCACAAAUUGUGCGUUGAGCUGGCAUUUUUUCCAUGGAUCAUAAGUUUUGUUAUUGCCUUAAUUCCUACAGUUUUAACAGCUGACCUAAAUUUCUGCGGACCAAACAAGGUCAACCAUUUCUUCUGUGACUUGGCUCCAUUGCAGAACCUGGCGUGUUCCAACGCCUUUGUCAGUAGCGUGGUCACUAGCGUUGCCGCAUUUUUUGCCAGCCUCACGCCUUUCGUUUUUAUAUUAGGAUUCUAUAUUCAUAUUAUCGUGACAAUCUCUGCAAUUAAGAGUAUAGAGGGGAAAAAAAAGGCCUUCUCCACUUGCUCAUCCCAUCUCAUUGUGGCCAGUAUGUUCUAUGGUAGUGUUAUCGUUGUAUACAUCAAACCAAGCGGCAGCCAGUAUGACAAAUUCCUUGCGCUUAUGUACACAAUCGUCAUUCCGACUCUCAAUCCCUUUAUUUAUACGUUGAGAAACAAAGACGUUAAAAAAGCUCUUAGAAACCCAAACCUGGUCAAGAAAUUUGCACGCUCUUAA